Molecule: messenger RNA, 240 nt
Organism: Lobosporangium transversale
Lineage: Eukaryota; Fungi; Mortierellomycota; Mortierellomycetes; Mortierellales; Mortierellaceae
Exons: 2
Coding region: 1-240 (79 amino acids)
Source: RefSeq, a predicted model, not a curated record
AUGUUCAUUGCCGGAGUUUCAACCUCUAUAGGUGCUGAUUCGGACGUCAAUCUCAUCAAAGCCAAAGCAAGUGUCUUUAACUUGAACCUCGGUCUUGGUAUUGACAUAGAUGUUGGGAUCAAAGAUGAGUUCCUUGACUUGAUGAGGUAUUCAGAUCGGGUGCAAGGCGUCAAUCUCGAUGUUGAUAACACUGUCAACUUCUCGCCUCAUACAGCUUCAAGCCCUUCUAAUGCCGACUGA